Messenger RNA from Fonsecaea nubica, 1800 nucleotides. RefSeq lists its product as hypothetical. Gene Ontology annotation, cellular component: membrane. The record is from RefSeq and is a predicted model, not a curated record. Gene Ontology annotation, molecular function: transmembrane transporter activity. Lineage: Eukaryota; Fungi; Ascomycota; Eurotiomycetes; Chaetothyriales; Herpotrichiellaceae. Gene Ontology annotation, biological process: transmembrane transport. Bases 1 to 1800 code for a protein of 599 amino acids. The transcript is spliced from 6 exons.
AUGGCGGCCGCGAUUGAGCAGGUCCCUUCCUCAAAGGAGGAUGCGGCGAUCGAGCAUGCCUCGGUGUCCCAAGUCGAGGAACUGAGUAUCGACGACCUGGCCAAGCCUGAGGAUAUCAUGAUCAUUACGACUGAGAAUCCUUAUGGCGAGAUCAACUUCAUCGGAACCUACUGCGCCAUCGCGCUCUCUCUCAUGGGGGCCUACGGUGGUUGGACCAUGCCAGCAACGUCUCUGUCUUAUAUCAAUGCCGACCUAGGUCCCACCCAAGACAUCAACUGGGUUGCUCUCGUGUGGACUCUGUGCACGGGCAUCGGCUUCACCCUCGUGGGCCGCCUCUCCGACAUUUUUGGACGUCGCUAUUUCUUCAUCGCUUCGGCCGUGUUGGCGACUGUCGGUUGCAUUGUGGCCUCCAGAGCCCAGACCGUCAAUCAGUUGAUUGGGGCAAACGUCCUGAUCGGCCUCGCUGCGGCGGCGCAAUCUUCAUUCAACUACGUCGUCUCCGAACUGGUCCCUGUCCGACAUCGGUUCUACGCCCUGUUUGGCGUCUACCUCUUGGGAAUUCCCAUUCUCGCAUUCGGCCCGAUAUGGUCACGUCUGUUUAUCGUCCACACCGCACAGAGCUGGAGAUGGGAUUACUACAUGAUGACCAUUCUGAAUUUUGUCAAUGUGCUCCUCUGGACCAUCUUCUACCACCCACCGGACUUUGAGCACUUGCAUCGAAACCGGUCCAAGCUGCAGGAACUCAAGGAGAUCGACUACGUCGGCAUCUUCCUCUUUACGGCUGGCAUGCUCCUCUUCAUCAUGGGUCUGUCCUGGGGUGGCGUCCAAUACCCAUGGAAGUCGGCACACGUGCUCAGCACGCUUGUGAUCGGAGCUGUCCUGGUCAUUGCCUUUGUACUCUAUGAGGUUUACAUGCCCUUGCGCCGGCCGAUUGUUCCGAUGCACCUGUUCAGAAACAAGGACUACUCGGCGCUCAUCGUAGUGACGACUGUGGGAGGCAUGAUGUACUUUUCAAUCAGCGCCAUUUAUCCUCAAAUGGUGGCUGUCCUGUUUACGAACGACAUUGUCUACGGCGGUAUUCUCUCGUGCACUGUCACCGCGGGCACAAUUGCUGGGCAAUUAAUCGGCACCGCGACGGCCGUGGUAGGUGGGCGCAUGAAGUGGAAGCUUGUGGCUUCUUGUGUGGCCAUGACUGCUUUCAAUGGCGGCGUUGCGGGCGCUGGCGAGGAUAAGGCCAUAGCGACUGCCUUGUCCUGUCUCGGGGCUUGUAUGGUCGGUAUCCUGGAGGGUUAUGCAUGUGGUCUUGUCACCAUUGUGAUCGACGACCAAAAGGAGCUGGGCGCGGCAGGAGGUAUUUUCGGCAGCGUCAGGACAAUUGGCGCUGUCGUGUCAACCGCCAUCUUCACAUCAAUCCUCAACAACAAGCUGUCGGGACAUAUCUCCGGGGAUGUCGUCCCUACCAUUGUCCAGGCAGGCCUCCCCGUGUCUUCGGUGGAAUCCUUCGUCGGCGCCCUCACCGCAGGCAACACAGACGCAAUGAGCAAGAUCCCAGGCGUGACGCCGACGAUCAUUGCCACGGCAGCAACGGCACUCAAGGACGCGUACUCCAAGUCCUUCGCCAUGGUGUUCCUGGCCAGCAUCGCAUUUGGCGGCUGCGCCAUCAUCGCGGCCCUUUUUGUCCCCAACGUCGACGACAAGAUGACGCACGAAGUUGUGCGCCGACUGGAGGCGAGUGGCUUGGGUAAAUUCGGCGGCAAAAGGGAGAAGAAUGCGACUUCUGUCACCGAGACCAAGGCGUAA